AUGGCCCUCGAGGCAAAGAUUAAGUUGAUGUUCCUCGAUGGCACUCUUGCCAAACCCGAUCCUUCAUCCACUGAUUCUACCAAUUGGGUGCGCUGCAAUAGCAUGGUGCGGUCAUGGAUUGUGCAUUCCACUGCACCUUCUAUUGCUCAUAGUAUCUUGUGGAUCGACUCAGCCACAGAUAUAUGGAAAGACCUACAUGAACGAUUUUCACAGAAGAAUGCUCCACGGAUCUUUGAGAUCCGUAAAACUAUCUCCAAUCAAGUUCAAGGCACCGACUCCAUAGCUGCAUAUUUUACAAAAAUCAAGGGAUUUCGUGAUGAGCUUCUUUCAUAUCGAACUCUACCAUCUUGUUAUUGUGGUGCUAACACCUCUUUGCAGACGUUUCUUACUGAAGAUUAUCUCAUGGAUUUUUUACAAGGGCUGAACGAAUCUUAUGCAGCCAUUCGUAGUCAACUAUUGCUUAUGGACCCAUUGCCCUUUGUCAAUAAGGCGUAUUCCCUGCUCCUACAGGAAGAACGCCAACGUUCCAUCCAUGAUGCCAUUUUGCCUACUCUUGCUGCCAUGGCUACCACACAUUUUCCUUCUUCAUCCAAGCCCAUCUACCAUUGUUCACAUUGUGGUAAAGAUGGUCAUUCGGAUUCAUGCUGCUUCAAGAAACACGGUUACCCCGACUGGUGGAAAGAUCGGACUGGUUCUAAACGAUUCAGCCAGGCCAAUGUCGCAAAGCCUGUUCGACUACCAUCUUUAGUGGCUGCUAUUACUACAGACUCCAAUACUGAUUCAGCUCCCACUCUCACAGCUGCACAACUUCAACAACUUUUGUCUCUCAUUCCGUCGGGUAACCAUCCUCUAGUAAACAUGGCAGAACCCGAAAACGAAGAGGACUUUAGCGACGGGUAA
This is a messenger RNA of Telopea speciosissima, 900 nucleotides long. RefSeq lists its product as uncharacterized. The transcript is spliced from 2 exons. NCBI's taxonomy places the organism in Eukaryota, Viridiplantae, Streptophyta, Magnoliopsida, Proteales, Proteaceae. The record is from RefSeq and is a predicted model, not a curated record. Bases 1 to 900 code for a protein of 299 amino acids.